Molecule: messenger RNA, 3937 nt
Organism: Thlaspi arvense
Lineage: Eukaryota; Viridiplantae; Streptophyta; Magnoliopsida; Brassicales; Brassicaceae
Source: the annotation of a GenBank genome assembly
UGAGAAAUAAAUAUUUUUACUUUGCUAUAUAUUUCUAUAUCAGAUCGUGUCUGAGCUCUGACUAUCACGUAUCUGAUCUACGCUGAUAUAUAUCUUUGACUUUAAUAUUGUUUUUUAUAACCAUCAUGUAAAAAUGGUGUGAAAGUCAUUCAUUUGUCCACAAAAUUAAGAAUUAAGGCUGGAAAAGAGGGCCAAAGUGUAACAACAAAAAAACAAAAGGGGGUAAACUGUAACAAAAGAAAAUAAAAGGGUAAAAAGAAGAAAGAAGAGCUAGAGAACAGUCCAAGUUCGGGACAGGUCAAAAGAUUUUCCGAACCAUUGAGGAGAGAGGAGUCGUUUGUUGCCUUCGUCACUCUGCAGCCUGAACCAGACUAGUCCACGCGCGAAUAUUCAAAAGCCGUUCUAUAGAUUUCAUCUCCAAGGUCUUGGGAUUCGAUGAAUAGUGGCGAUACCUUAUCGAAGCUAGCUCUAUAUGUCUCCUCUUCCAAGGUUUUUUUCCGGCGAGCUGACGGUGAUGAUGGAGUCAUUUGUUAUUGCUGGGCCACCGUGCUCGCACUCGUCUUCAUUCUUUUCUGCCAAAUUUUCCGGAAAUUUCGAUUCUUUAGUCAUGCUUCUUCUUCUUCUUCCCCUGCCGUAUCGGUUUCUCAAUCUCUGCGCUCCAAAUCAGGAAUAUCUACGCUUGUUUCUGAUGAAGAUCUAAGAGGCCUGAUUGAAAAAUUGGGGGAAAGAAACGAGGAUGGUGAGAUUUGGGAAAAUGUUAUUCAGAAAAGCAACCCUCGCGUCUCAUACACUGCUAAAUGCUGCAAACCAAAAGACGGUGGCGCUAUGAAGUACUUAAGUACUACAGUGUUUGAGGACUGCUCGCCAGAGGCUUUGAGGGACUUUUACAUGGACAACGAAUACAGGAAACAGUGGGACAAGACUGUGGUUGAGCAUGAGCAAUUGCAGGUUGACAGUAACAGCGGAAUCGAGAUUGGUCGCACGAUCAAAAAGUUUCCUUUGUUGACACCGAGGGAGUAUGUAUUAGCUUGGAGAUUGUGGGAGGGGAAGGAUAAGUUUUAUUGCUUCAUCAAGGAAUGCGAUCACAAUAUGGUUCCGCAGCAGAGGAAGUAUGUACGUGUAAGUUACUUCAGAUCUGGUUGGCGAAUCAGGAAAGGCAGGAAUGCUUGUGAGAUCCACAUGUUUCACCAGGAAGAUGCUGGAUUAAAUGUUGAGAUGGCGAAGCUUGCUUUCUCAAGAGGCAUAUGGAGUUACGUGUGUAAGAUGGAAAAUGCACUCCGUAAAUACGUUGCAACCAGUCAUAGACCCCAAGGGCCCACUGUAUCUGCUGUAAGCUUAAUGAAAAAGAUUCCAUCAGAGUUUGAAAGUCAGACAGAUGACAUCACAAACUCCUCGGUGACUAUUACGAGUGGUCUGCACACAGGUGAAGGAGCCAAACGGAAGAAACUGUUGAGAGUCCCUUCAAAGAAACAUAUAGCAAGCGGUAUGUUACUCGUGGGCGGUGCAGUUGGUGGUGCAGUCUGCCUGUCUCGUGGUCACUCCGCCUUAGGUGCAAAGGUUGCAUUGGCUUACUUCUUGACAAAGCUGAGCAAGCGCGUUGCUCCGCCGAGUCAAACCUCCCAGAACGCUGUAUCGGCUCUUAAUGACGCAUAUAAGAGCAUGAACUCUCCAUCGAAACUCAGCGGAUGGUCUUCGAGCGGAGGCGAUCCUUGUGGUGACUCAUGGGAUGGCAUUACUUGCAAGGGCUCAUCUGUUACUGAAAUAAAAGUGUCAGGACGUGGACUCAGUGGAUCUUUAGGUUACCAGCUUGGAAACUUGAAAUCACUCACUUACCUUGAUGUAAGCAAGAACAAUCUUAACGGAAACUUACCUUAUCAGCUUCCUGAGAAUCUUGUUUAUCUAGAUGGCUCUGAGAAUGACUUCAACGGCAAUGUGCCAUACUCGGUAUCUCUCAUGAACGACCUCAAUUACCUAAACCUUGGUCGUAACAACCUAAAUGGUGAACUAAGCGACAUGUUUCAAAAGCUACCAAAACUUGAAACAAUUGAUCUGUCUUCCAAUCAACUCACAGGAAGGCUACCCCAGAGCUUUGCCAAUCUAACAGGCCUUAAAACACUGAAUUUGCAAGAAAACCAAUUCAAAGGCUCUAUAAAUGCACUCAGAGACCUCCCUCAAAUCGAUGAUGUAAACGUCGCAAACAAUCAGUUUACUGGUUGGAUCCCAAACGAGCUGAAGAACAUUGGAAACCUUGAAACUGGAGGAAACAAGUGGUCAAGCGGUAGAGCACCGUCACCACCUCCAGGGACACGUCACGUAGACAGAGGCUCGGGAGGCGGUGGAGGAAGCAGCAAGGCUCUGACCACCGGACUUAUAGUAGCGGUGUCUACUAUAGGUGGACUCAUUUUUAUUGCAGGACUCAUUGCACUGCUUUGCCGAAGGAAAAACUCUCACCAUUCUUCUCACUUUUUCGACGAAGAGAAAGGAGGAACCAACAAGAGCAAACCGCUCUUCACACCACAGUCCUCUCAGAUGCUUCAGUUCGACUCUAUGGAUGACUUCAGAGGCCAAAAGACAGUUGACUCUAAUGCUUCAAUUGACACAAAGAUGACAGUUGAUUCUAAUGCUUCUGUGAAAAGAACUUCCUCUGUCAGUUUCAAGAACUCUCCUACUUUUCAUCUCAUACCUGCUAUCCAAAGGGUUGCAACACCUGACCGUUUCUCUAGCCCUGAAGACUCUCCUGAAACACGCGGUGUGAAAGCCUUUACCCUCACGGAUUUGCAGAACUCUGCUUCUGGUUUCUCCCCGAACCGCCUUAUUGGUGAAGGAACCAUUGGACGUGUUUACAAAGCUAAAUAUGAGGAUGGAAAGAAAUUUGCAGUGAAAGAGAUCGAUUCUUCGCUGUUAGGAAAAGGAAAUACAGAAGAGUUUUCACACAUUGUUUCGAGUAUCUCGAGCAUUCACCACCCGAAUAUGGCUGAACUCAGGGGCUAUUGUUCAGAACAAGGAAGGAACAUGCUUGUUUAUGAGUAUUUCACAAGUGGAUCACUUAACAGGUUUCUUCACCAGUCUGAUGAUUUCAGCAAACCAUUAACUUGGAACACCAGAAUCAAAAUCGCUCUAGGAACUGCUCAAGCCAUAGAGUACCUUCAUGAAGUUUGUUCGCCUCCUUUAGUUCACAAGAACAUCAAGUCAUCCAACAUUCUGCUCGACAGUGAGCUAAAUCCUCACCUCUCAGACUAUGGCUUGGCAAACUUUCACCAUCGCACAAGUCAGAAUCUUGGAGUUGGAUACAAUGCCCCAGAAUGCACAGAUCCCUCUGCUUACACACUAAAGAGCGAUGUCUACAGCUUUGGUGUGGUGAUGCUGGAGCUGCUUACCGGUCGAACGCCUUAUGACAGUGAUAGGCCGAAAGCAGAACAGUCUCUAGUUCGUUGGGCAAAGCCGCAGCUUAAAGACAUGGCUACACUGGAAGAAAUGGUGGAUCCUGCGUUGUGUGGACUCUACGCUCCAGAAUCUGUCUCGGCAUUCGCGGAUGUAGUUUCAAUCUGCGUAAUGACGGAGCCUGGACUUCGACCUCCAGUGUCAAAUGUGGUGGAGGCACUGAAGAAGCUAGUGUAGUCUAGUGCCUAAGGUUGUGUUGAUGCCCUGGAGAACAAAGAAGAAGAAGAAGAAGAAUAACUCUUUUGGAGGUUGAGGCUAAAACUUGAGAAACUUCUGAUCAAGCUCGAGUAGGAACUCAACAAGCUAUUGGAUUCAGGUUUGUAUAGAGAGAUAGGUGGUAAAGAUGGUGAAGGAAAAGUGAGACAGAGAUUCUAUUAUUUGAGUUUUUGUUUCAGAUCAUGUUUUAACAGUUUAGAUUAAAUCUUUAUACAUUGAGAAAAUGGAAGAAAACUCGUAGUAUCAUAGAACAAUACAAAUGACAUAUACAACAGCUUCU